This is a messenger RNA of Glossina fuscipes, 2023 nucleotides long. RefSeq names its product polycomb protein esc (gene escl). Lineage: Eukaryota; Metazoa; Arthropoda; Insecta; Diptera; Glossinidae. The coding region runs from base 33 to 1397 and encodes 454 amino acids. Gene Ontology annotation, molecular function: nucleosome binding; protein binding. The transcript is spliced from 3 exons. Gene Ontology annotation, biological process: negative regulation of transcription by RNA polymerase II. Gene Ontology annotation, cellular component: ESC/E(Z) complex. The record is from RefSeq and is a predicted model, not a curated record.
AAUAAACUAUUUGUUGACAUUUCGCACAAGAAAUGACUUUAAAUGGAAAUUCAACCAAAGAGUUUAAUUUGUUAAUUUGUAGCGAACAAAGUGGCACAGAGAACGCUUCAGAUACAAUUAUAACCGAUCAGGAACGAUCGAUUUCUAUGUUCAACUCAAUGUUGGACAGUGAAAAUGAAGAUAAAGAGGAUUGUGUUAGCACGACAACAACAACUACCUCACGCAGCAAAUCGCCCGGAGCUCGUUUUACCAAAAUUAACCGUCGCGUGAAAUCACCGAAAGUAGUCAAACCUAUAUAUAAAUAUAACUGUCAUAUACGAGAGGAUCACAUGCAACCGUUGUUUGGGGCACAAUUCAACCAUUUUCUUGGUAAAGAUCAAGCAAUUUUUGCCUCGGUGGGAAAAGAUCGUGUUUCUAUAUAUGAAUGCCCCUUUGGAUCGGAGGAAAACGCAGAUGAUGAUGCUUAUGGCAUUAAACUUUUACAGUGCUAUGCUGAUCCGGACCCUGAUGAAAAUUUUUAUACGUGUGCUUGGUCUUACGAAAUGGAUACAUCCGAUCCUCUGUUAGCUGCAGCGGGUUAUCGGGGUGUAAUACGUAUUUUCAACCUCUCUAAAAACAUGUGUACAAAACAGUACAUCGGGCAUGGUCAUGCAGUGAAUGAAUUAAAAUUCCACCCUAAACUGCCACAGUUAUUGUUGUCGGGUAGUAAAGAUCAUUCGUUGCGUUUAUGGAAUAUUCAGACCGACGUCUGCGUAGCCAUUUUUGGUGGCGUCGAAGGACACCGUGAUGAAGUUUUGUCUCUAGAUUUCGAUUUACGUGGCGAUCGCAUUAUGUCCAGUGGUAUGGAUCAUUCUUUAAAACUGUGGUGUUUAGCUAAACCCGCCAUAAAGGCUGCCAUCGAUGAUAGUUACAACUUUAACGCUACCAAAACUACGGCACCAUAUCCUACAAUCAAAGAACAUUUUCCUGACUUUUCAACGCGAGAUAUUCAUCGCAAUUAUGUGGAUUGUGUUCAGUGGUUCGGUGAUUUCGUUCUCUCCAAGUCAUGCGAAAACUCUAUUGUAUGUUGGAAACCUGGCAAAUUAGAACAAGAGAAGAUUCGACCUCACGAGACGGCUAUCACUAUAAUACAUCACUUUGAUUACAAAGAAUGCGAAAUUUGGUUUAUACGCUUUGCUUUUAAUUUUUGGCAUAAAAUGCUAGCCUUGGGUAAUCAGCAAGGGAAGACCUAUGUGUGGGAAUUGGAUAGCUCAGAUCCGAACUUGACAAAAUGCAGUAGUUUAGUGCAUCCAAAGUGUACUUCGGCCAUACGACAAAGCACUUUUUCGAAAGAUUGCUCCGUAUUGAUAUGUGUAUGUGAUGACGGCACCAUCUGGCGAUGGGAUAAAUGCAUUUAAAUGAGAAAACAAAGAAAAGAGAUUGAAAAAAUGGGUAAUUUUAAGUCAAUCGCUUGUAGUCACAUUGGAUCUCCUAUGCCAUAUAUAAAAGCACUAAAAUUCAAUAGAUAUAUUGUCGUUUGCACCGUAAUGAAUAUAAAUGUAUUUCAACGGAUUCGAAAGAACAUUGGAUUGUUAUGAAAACUGAAUUGGAUUAAAAAAUUCACCGACAUUGCCAUUGACAGAUUUUUCAAUUUAUUCGAUAUUGUGCAAUACUUUCGAUGUCGCCAAGAAAUUUUGAGAAUUUUUCUUUAAAAUAAGUACAUAAAAAAGAGAGGAUGGAGUGGAAAAUGUUUUGCUUAGAUCCGUGCAUAUAAACCUCUUCAUCUAAUUCAAUAAAUUAUAAGCAUAAUAAACGUGCUAUAAGCUUCUAACGAAGAGACAACAAAAACGUUAUUAAGUUAUGAAAGGACCUCCUUUUUGUUUUCUUCAUUUUUGUAAUGUUUUACUUUCUUUGCUUAAGAAAAACAAAAGUUCCGAUUUUUAAACUUUUAUCUAUCGUGUUUCGCAAUUUUAAAAAAUUUACAGCGUUGUAUUCAAAAAACGAACCUUGAAGAAAAAGCACGUAUAUAACAACGUCGCUUAAU